This is a messenger RNA of Funneliformis mosseae, 2154 nucleotides long. The record is from the annotation of a GenBank genome assembly. NCBI's taxonomy places the organism in Eukaryota, Fungi, Glomeromycota, Glomeromycetes, Glomerales, Glomeraceae.
AUGACUUUGGAAACUGUAUAUGCCAUUUAUCCAUUUGAAGCUGAACAUGAUGACGAGGUUCCUUUUCAAAUGGGGGAACCAAUUGCAGUAUUGGAAAAAGAUGAUUUGUAUCGGGAUGGCUGGUGGAGGGGAAAAAAUAUUUAUGGGCAAAUUGGACUUUUCCCAAAGGAUUAUACAACGUACGAGAAACCAAUUCCAAAAAAUGUAUCAUUGACUCCUGUAAGUAAUGAUAGCAUUAAAACAAGUUCACAUCAAUUGUCGCCAAUAUCGGCUAUUAAUAUGCGUGGAUCAGAAUUGGAUUUGUCUUCGGCAUCUUUGAGGAUGCCAAGCCCAUCUAUUGAUGAGACAAUAGAUGAUAUACAGGAUAAAUUACAAAGGAUGGGAGUUAGAACUGAGGAAGAAGAAAUUUAUCAGUAUAAGUUAAAUCAACAAAAUCUAUGGUCGCCAAAAAACGGACAUUCUAGUAAAUUUCCCAUGACAUCAUCAUCGGAGUCUAGCACUACAAGUAGUCGGAUUUCAUCAUUAGAGAGACAACAUAGUUCUCCGUCACGAUUUGAGUCAGUAGGUAAUACGAAGAAAGUUGAAAGAUCUUCUGAGAGACAAGUAGGUGGACAUCCAAUGUCCUGGGACGUGGAUCAAGUAUGCAUGUGGUUAACAGAGAAGGGAUUCGAAUCGGAAAUACAUCAUUUUAUCGAGAAUGACAUCACAGGUGAUGUGCUUCUUGGGUUGAGCUUAUCAACAUUAAAAGAGUUGGAUAUAAACUCAUUCGGUAAACGCGUUCGCAUAAUGAAUAUUAUUACCGAACUUAAAUCUCAUUAUAGCGAAAACGAUGAUGUAUCAGACUUUGAAGAAUUUAAUCAACAUCCCACAACAUUUUAUCCCGACUCGUCGUUAUCCCCGCAGAAUGGGGUAUAUUCUAACCAAGCCAUGAAUUCAAGUGGAAGUUUAUUUAAUAAUUAUGGCAUCAUACCAAAUAAUUUGUCGCACAUUGAUGAUCUGGUUGCCUUUCCUAAGCAAUUAAUGGAUGCUCAAAGAAAUUCUUCUGUCACAAAGAAUGUUCCGCCUACGUAUUAUACGUACUCUCGGCGAGUUGGUGAUGCGGAAGGUUCAAACAUCGAGACGGUUAUAAAAUCACCAAAUAAGAAAAGCGGUAAAUUUUUAUCAAAAUUGAAUUUUUCGAAAAAUAAGGAUAGGAAUAGUAUGAAUAAUACGAGUAAAAAAGAGAAAGCACGAACGAGCACUGGAGGAGGCGGCUGGGAAUUCAAGAAAUGCAAUGAAGAGUAUAUGAAAGACAAAAUAAUGAAAAGUAAAUCAGCCGAGGAGGAGUCUGCGUCAUCACCAGAGAUGGAGAAGCACCGAUUAAAGUUCAUGUCCAAUAAAAAAAAUAAACCUGUCUUGGAUCGAGGUAGCUUGGUCGGAAAUCAAUUAGGUCUCCCUAAACAAUCAUUAGAGGUGAAUUCCAAUUCAACAUUACAUGAUCGUAAAAAUAUUAAUUAUUCCUUGGAGAACAUUGAUGAUAAUGAAAAUUUGAGCGAGGAAGCGGUUGAAUCAAUUGGAGAACCAGAUCAUGAAGGAUGGUUGAAGAAACAAGGAGAUAAAUAUAAGACAUGGAAUUCACGUUAUUGUAUAUUAAAAGGGAUUAAUUUUUAUUACUUUAAGAAUGAUAAGGAACUCGAGAUAUCGAAGAUGAAGGGAUACAUAAAUUUAACCGGGUAUCGUAUAAUUUCGGAUGAGAAUAUAUUACAUGGAAAAUAUGGAUUCAAGCUAAUUCAUGAUACAGAGAAAUCGCAUUAUUUCGCACAUGAUGACAUGGAGGCAUUGAAAGGUUGGAUGAAAGCAAUGAUGAAAGCCACAAUCGCAAGGGACAGCAAAGCUCCAGUUAUUAGUUCAAGUAAUAUAGCAACGAUUCCGCUUUCAGAAGCACGCAAAAUGACACCACGUCCACCAGAACGGGGAAGACACAAUGUUGGAUCUGAUGCGAUAAAUAAAAUUUCGUCACCUAUACCUCGGCCAUCUUCACCUGUUUCGCCUAUUUCACAAAGAUCAGGAUCACCGAUACAAUCAAGACCUUUAACACCUUCACUGCAACCAUUUCAAAAUUCUUCACCAUUAAUGAGACCAUUCAAUCAUAGGUCAACGGUUGAAUUCUUUUAA